Messenger RNA from Callithrix jacchus (white-tufted-ear marmoset), 4025 nucleotides. Its product is annotated as SLAM family member 9-like. NCBI's taxonomy places the organism in Eukaryota, Metazoa, Chordata, Mammalia, Primates, Cebidae. Gene Ontology annotation, cellular component: membrane. The record is from RefSeq and is a predicted model, not a curated record.
GGGCCACAUCGUGGGAUGGGAGAGUGGCUGUGAUGGCAGUGAUGAGUCAUGAGCUUAUGGUCGGGAGUCCAGACCCUGUCCCUUGAUUAGCUGUGUGACCUUUCAUAUGUCACAUAAUCCCUGUGGGGGUUGGGCUUCACAGCCAUUAAAUGGGUUUAAUACCCAGGAACCUGACUACCUUGAGGUGGUCAUAGGUCAGGCCUGCAGCUCCAGACUUGGGGUGUUCUGCUUGGGCAGCCACCAGGGAAGACUACUUGGGGAGAAGGAGGCAGUGCCUUGGGGUUAAGAAGAUGGUGCUCCUCCCUCAGGGUAACGGGAGGGGGAGUUCUUGAAUGUCCUGGGGUAUCCAGGUCAGGAGAGAAGAGGACACGACCUGAGCCUCAGCAGGUAGUGGUGAGUUUCAGGCUGCUGAGGCUGUGGCAGAGGGAGUGUUCCGUUCUCUGCCCCACCCCUUUGAAAUACCAGGAGCAGAGCUGACACAGGCUGAAAGGGAAACUCCUAGUUGUGAUGCAGCCAAGAGCCUGUCAGCUUCUGUAGGGGAUUUUCCUUACCCUGAGUGUAUAGAGAGGUGAUGACCACUAGCAGCUGAGAAACCAUAUAGCCGCCUGCGCAGCUGAACAGGCCAGCAGGCAGCCUGCCAUGGAGUCCCACUCCAAGAACUGGUUCUUCUGCUGGGCCUCUGAGCUCCUGGUAUUCAUCAGCCUCUUCCUCAGUGUCUGCAGCACUGAAGCCUACAUUUCUGAAGCACAUGGCUCUGUCUUGGAUGAUUCUAGAAAACCCACUCAUCUGAAGGGGAUCCGAGGUGGUUCUGUCUUGUUUAAUGUGAUCGAGAAGCUCAGAGUAGUUGUAGGAGCCGAGCUGCAGGAGGUUUCAUGGGGUUUAGGCACUGCAAUAAAUCACACACAGGUGCUGGAAAUCCACAGGGGAGCCGACUCUCCAACCUGGUUGAGCCUCCAGGACAAGUUCAAGCAGAGGGUCCAUGUGCCCAGCAUGUGGUCUCUGAGGAUUGAGAACCUGGCCCCUGAAGACAGUGGGCAGUACGUGGCCAUGAUCCACUCAACUCAGGGAAGAACAUAUGCCCAGGUUUUCUACCUCACUGUCUAUGAGCCUGUGCCUCAUCCUGGAAUCCUGGCCAAGUUACUCUCUAUCACACCAGGCUUGUGUAACAUAACCCUGCAGUGCAGAGCUCCAGGGGCCACCGAGGACCUGAAAGUGACCUGGGAGAGCAAGGGCCUCCUCAGAGAGCUGGAGCAGAGAGAAACACCAAGACCCGCCCUGAACCCCUGGACCCUGGCUGUGAGCCUGCCCCUGUGCCAGUGCAACACCCACCUCACCUGUGUGGUCAGCAACCAGGUGGAUAAGAAAGCUGCAAUCUUAGAUCUUAGGGAAGUGUGUGUCCAAGAAACAGAUCCACACAAACAGGACACGGUUAGACUGCUGCCAGGCCUCCUAGGGGAUGUUGUGGGUGUGAUGUUGGUCCUGGGAACUGGGCUGUAUCUUUUGAAGACAUGUAAGAAGAAAAAGAAGAUGAAGAUAAGAAGAGGCAAGUUGCAUUUCUCCUUCCACAUCCAGACACCUCCCCUCCCUCACUAGAACCUCAGCUUCCUUUCUCCUGAAUUUUUCUCCCCGGGAGUGGACUCUGCAGAGGGAUGAUGGGCGUGUUUUUGGCCUCGGGGUUCAAGGCAGCGGGGAGAGAUACAGGUUUCUAAGACACAGAUUCAAGCUUUGAUUUCCUCAGGUGGAGAACUGCAGGAGAACCAUGGGGUGGAUGAUGAUGCCAACCACUAUGAAGAUCUCAGGCUGCCAGUGUCUCAGAAGGACAAGGACAAGGGCAUUGGUGAACAAUAUCUGGAAAAAGAGGAGCCGCUCACUGCUGUCUACAGUGAGGUUCAUUAUCACUGUCCAGGCACGGCCAUUAAGAUCAUUCGAAUGGAGGAAGCAAAAGGAUCUGGCACUCCCAGGACACCUACACUCUGAGCCUGAAGCCUGCACACCUCUGCCUUUCUUAGUGCUGGUCCAGUUUGAGCUGCCCCUUGUCUGUACGCUGAUCUCACAGCCAUAGUUCUACAGUGUACCCAUGACCUGUUCACAUUCUGAGACACCUCCCCAAGAUGCACUCACAGUUGGGCAAAGAUUCUUUCCCUAUCAUUGACAUGGUUCCUGACCCCUCUCCUCCAAGAACCUUCCCAAGGGGGCCCUGUCUGACUGAGCAGGUGGAAAAUCCCAGCCACCUCUGCCGUGUCACUGGUGUGUGUACUUCUGAGGACACAAGCCCAGGCGUGGGAACGGUGCAGAGAGGAGGGAGGUAGGACUUGGCUUCUGGAUGCUGAGUUGGAGGACAGCAUGGGUGGGUAGGAGCCCACAAAGGAACAGGCUGAGGCUUUCUCUGCAGAUUUUAUAUAGGGCUCCCUUGGGGGCAUCAGGCAGUGUGUGUGUACAUGAAUGUUGGGGCAGGUGUCUAGUACAUAUGAUACAACUGAACUAAAGCCACCUUUCUUUUCUCCUGUGCUAAUCUGAACCUAAUCUUCAGUCUUAGCCUGUGGAUCCAAACUCAACUUCCUAUAGAGUAGAAAGAGAAAUUUGUGUUAUCUCAAAAGCUUCCUAGCCUCUGUGUCUCAGAGAAUGACCCUAACAGGCCACAGUUUGGGGUUGUCUUAGGAAAACAGCUUCAGCUCUUUCCUUUGCCUAGGAUAGAGCACUUAGCUAUAAGAACAGAGCUGUGGUAUUCUUCCACGCCCCCUUGGAGAGGACUACUUGGGCUCUGAUGGGUGAAGCUGUUGAGAAGGUCUGACCCAGCCCUCUCCAGCCUCUUCUUAUUCUGACCCUCCGUGCCCCAGUAGCUAUGCUGGCCCCAAACCCUAGGUCAUCCACUUCUUUGCUAACUUGCAUCCCUCUGCCCGAAAUGAAAUUUCCCUCUCCCUGUUUCUCACCCUCACUCCCACCUGCUGAAAUCCACUGUGCUACUCAAAGCCCUUCCCAAGAUGCUUGUUCCAUGGAACUCUGGAUCUCAAAGGUUUAAACAUGAUCUCUUCCCACAUCUGACUUUUCUGAACACCUUGGACACUAUGUAGGAUCCCUGCCACAGUUUGUCCUGGGAUGAUCAUGAGUCUUCCUGCAGGGCUAACCUGGGCUCUCUCAGGAGGAUGUGGGGCUGUGGGAGAAGAGGGCUGAGGAGACAAGCACUUCUUGGAGCAAAGGGUCUGGGCCAACCUUUUCCCAUCCCAUGGGGUCAGCAGAGGGAGAUGCAGCACAAGAGCUGCUGACAGACUCUCUGGCGUGGCUCUACCUGGAAACGGAUGGACACAAUGACCUCCUUGACUAUACUCAGCCUGAGGUCCUAAUUGGAGACUUCCUUACUCCCUUAUCCACCACUUAUUGUGAACCCGGCCAUGCUUCCACCACAGUAUGUGAGUGUUUCUUCCCUCCUGAGGGGUCUUCAGCUUCUUGCAGCCUCUGCCUCCUGUUUGAGUCCCGGCUUUUAUGCAGAGCUAGGCUAACUCUAGCGCCACAAGGUGCUGUGGCACGUCUGGUGGCCUAGAUCCUUGGGUCUCUUAGUUUCCCCCACGGCUCAGGUGAACUCAUUUCCUCAUUGCCACCCACAGAAAACAAAGAUCUGAACAGAGUCCCUGCUAAGAGAUUGAGCACUAGGACAUAAUGCUAGGUGCCUGCCGGACGGUGGACGAGUGAGGCAGGAGGGAGAGGAGCCAUAGUAGGGCUUCAUUUUUGCCAUCUUCCAGUUUAGGCUGAGCGUAAAGCUGACAGUGCCAGUCUCCUCACUGGCUUCCCAGGUGGCUGGACUUGACGAGGUAUCAGUGCACGUUAGCCCUGGGGCAGCGGAAGAUGUGAUCAUCCAACAGACCUUCCCACCUCAUCGAAGGCACAAACAAACAAACACAAAAGAAGAACAAGGCUUUUCAGGCUGUUUUGAACCAGUUUUUGUCCCAGGCACUUUGCAAAUAUUAUUCUUUUUAAUUAUUUUUAAAUACAUUUUUAAUUUUAAAAUGCUAAAUGUUUUGCUCUUCUUA